Molecule: messenger RNA, 1925 nt
Organism: Mytilinidion resinicola
Lineage: Eukaryota; Fungi; Ascomycota; Dothideomycetes; Mytilinidiales; Mytilinidiaceae
Exons: 3
Coding region: 269-1909 (546 amino acids)
Source: RefSeq, a predicted model, not a curated record
UAAUCAGGUUCAGAACGCAUUGGCGUGAUCUUAGAAUACUUCAGCACCGUUUGGAGUCAGAAGUCGGAGAAAUCAGAAUGAUCAGAAUUUCUCUUUCUUGCCCAAUGCCAGUUCAGCCGGAAACAGGGCUGUGUAUUGGGGCUUGGAAAAGCAAUUUUUUGGCGUGGUUGCCUACUGUGAAGCUGAAGGAUGGGUUGAUGUGGGCAUGGAAGGGCCAGCUGGUGCGGGGUAGUGUGGGGGCUGAAACUCACGAGAAGUUUCUCAAGUCAUGGACAUUUUCAGCACCUCUCUCGAGGUUAUAAACCUAAUCUACGAGACGACAGUCUUUAUUCGCGAAGUAACUCAAGAUAUCAAGGAGUACGGCUCCGCCAAACGCGACAUCUCCGAGCGGCUAGAGCACGAACUUGUCUUCGUCGAAACCUUCACCGACGUAUGUUUUGGCGAGGAGCGCGGUCUCCUGCGGGAUUCCAGAGUUCGGGAUAGUGUGAAACGAGAUGUUCAGCAUUGCCUCGAUGUGCUCAGCAGUGCAUUAGGCGCGUAUAGGGUCGAGGCGUCGAAAUUUGCGGGCAUCGUACCGGAGAUGGCCGGGGAUGUAAAAGACUUGAAUGUGAAGGAGAAGAAAAAGUGGAAGUUUGGCAACGGCAUGAGGGCACGGUGCCAGGCCUGGAGGAAGAAAGCCUCCCCCUUGGAAUGGGCGCUUUUCGGGAAAGAAGAAAUGGAAGCGCUCCUCCUGCACUACACCGAGUGGACUGAUCGGCUCCGGCAGACCCUCUCAAUCAUCCUAUUGCUUGUAGGAUAUCCGACGCCAGGCUUCGCAGCGAGCUCGCAGGCCGCAGACCUCGGCGUCAAAGAGGUCUCAGAGAGGCAGAUCAGAGUCCAUUCACAGCCCCCCGAGGACUACGAUGCGCUGGAUGGAGAGAUGAAAGAUUUUGUUGUUUUCAAACCUGGACAAGAACUCUUACGUGGUGUCUACGAAGAUAAAUCAGGCUUCGAUUCUAUGGAAGUCAUUGUGGAAAUUCGGCAGUACGACGAUGCAAUAGCCCUUGCUACGAGCGAACGCGAAAUCGAUAAAGCCAAAGAACUUAAGGAACCCCUCAGACGACUCACAUGGCUACUUCAGGGCCCGGUAGACUCGGAUCUGUCAAAGCAGGACGCUGAAGAGGGGUAUCGCAUGCACACCCUCAGCUGCAUUGGCUUCCUAGACGAACCCAAUAAGAAUCGAAGCCUUAUUCUGUAUCGUUCGGCUCAGGUGCUUUUGGAAAGUCAAGAAACACCAACCCUCCACGCUUUGAUUUUGGGAAAAUCGAAGCUGACCCUGGGAGGGCGGUUUCGCACGGCGCGUGCCCUGGCCGCCACGCUCCUGACCAUCCAUACUUCUGGCUGGGUCCACAAGAAUAUAUGCUCCCGUAGCGUUCUGAUGCUUCCCAGUUCAUCCCAUGAUCUCGAAAGCCUCCCUUACCUUGUAGGUUGGGACGUCGCUCGCCCACUCGAAGCUCAGACUUCUCUCCACGAACUCUUCGAGCUAGAGCCAAAUCUAUACCAUCACCAGCAACGUUUCGGGAAGCCAACGCAUAAAUUCUCGAACGAGCAUGAUAUCUACUCUUUGGGGGUUUUGCUUCUUGAAAUUGGCCUAUGGAAGACCAUGUCUACUCUCUUUGCAAGACCGCUGGAGAAGAACCCCCGGAUUGAGACAACGCAGCAACAUGCACUCUUUAAGCGCGUGGGUGGAAUGAUUGGGGAUAUGGCGACCGGCUUGGAGUUAAAAAGAGAAAUGGGAGAGGGCUACGCUGGUGUUGUGCAGAAAUGCCUAACGUGGAGACCGAGUGAGAGCCAAGAAGAUGCAGUGGAGCUGUCGAUUGAUUUCCGUAAACAAGUGGUAGAUGCUUUAUCAAAGGGGAGCAAACUAUAGAGGGCUGUAUGCUAGA